UGCGGACACAUCAAGCGAGCGCAGCUGUACAUUGUAAGCAGUCCUGCCGUGCAGUAAACAAAUACAGCACGAGACGAGUAGGCUGGCUAGCACUAGCACUGUGGUGUUGGUAUCUCGUGCUUCAGUCCCAGACAGAGGAGGGCCGCGUGUGUCAUACAAUAUCCGAUUUCAAGGGAGCUAUGCAUGCAGGGGCACUGUGACGGCCGGCUGUGCACAGCGUGCGAUGUUUCUGCAGCUGGGUGACCCUGGGGAGAAGUUGUCACAUUCAAAAGUAUGAAGAUUUGUAAUUUGGACAAUUUUGGAUCCAGCCAGAGUGGACCCGCAUUGGAUUGUUGCAUUGCAGAGGAAAAGAGGGUGUCAGUGGGGAAAUGAUGUGCAGUGCCUUGAGUCCCAAGGAGUCCCGGGGCCCCAGCCUCUCCGACAUGCACCAGUACAGUCAGUGGCUGGCCAGCCGACAUGAAGCCAGCCUGCUGCCCAUGAAGGAGGACCUGGCACUGUGGCUCUCGAACCUGCUGGGCAAGGAGAUAACUGCAGAGAGCUUUAUGGAAAAACUGGAUAAUGGAGCUCUGCUAUGUCAGCUGGCAGAGACCCUGCAGGAGAAAUUCAAAGAGCUGCCGAACUCUGCCAAGAACCUGCCCUUCUGCCGGAUUCCCUGCAAAGCCAGCGCCCCCUCCGGGUCAUUCUUUGCCCGCGACAACACUGCCAACUUCUUGAGCUGGUGCCGAGAGGUUGGGGUGGGAGACACCUGCCUGUUUGAGUCCGAAGGGCUAGUUCUUCAUAAACAACCCAGAGAAGUGUGCCUGUGCUUACUAGAGCUGGGGAGAAUAGCAUCCAGGUACGGAGUGGAGCCCCCCGGGCUCAUCAAACUGGAGAAAGAGAUCGAGCAGGAGGAGAAGAUUCCCAUCCCGCCCCCCUGCCCCGUCUCCCCCGUCUCCGCCUCACCCACCAGGUCACCCAGCAGGAAAGGCACAGGGAAGCUUCUGGAUGACGCUGUGAAACACAUCUCUGAGGACCCUUGUUGUAAGUGCCCUAACAGGUUUUGUGUGGAGAUGCAAUCCCAAGGAAGAUAUCGGGUGGGAGAGAAGAUUCUGUUCAUCAGGAUGCUGAAUAACAAGCAUGUGAUGGUGCGCGUGGGGGGAGGCUGGGAGACCUUCGAGAGCUACCUCCUGAAGCACGACCCCUGCCGCAUGCUGCAGAUCUCCAGGGUGGAGGGCAAGAUGUCCCCUGUCCCGAACAAGUCGCCCAGCCUCAAGGAUCUCAGCCCCGACAGCUACCUGGUGGUGGCCGCUAACUACAGGAGCAAGAAGUAGCCACGCUGUCCCACACCUUGACUGCUGACCACGAGGCAGAAGUCCUUAUGUUAUUUGACUGGUGCCUCGCUUUCAGUGUUGUGCAGAGUGGACAGGGUCUUCAGACAUUCGGCAAACUUUGGAGCUUUAUGAUAAUCAAAUAUGUUGCAUUUUAACAGCAAGGUAAAUUAACACUAGUGGAAGCCCCCCAUCCCAUUGUAGUUCUGCUAUGAUAACUGGGGCUGUUUGUAAGGCUCUGGAUUGCUCUUUCAAUGGAGUACUGUCCCAUGUAGAAUCAGUGUUUAUUCAUGAUGACCCCGCCCCCAUCUUGACCCCACUCACCCAUGUUUUGCAGUUGGAUCAGCUUGACUUAAAGUGAACUAGCAUUCUAAUAUGGUGUUUGAUGAAUGCUUAGUUGUUAGUUCACAGUGCAGUAAUUGCACAUCAAUCCUGAGCUCUUGAAGGCUGCGCCUGCCUCUCACAUGGCCCCUAAUCAGGCUAUCAGCUUUUAAAGAAGCGAUUAACUCAUUUUACACCAGAGCCAAUGUUUAGGAGAACAAGUCCUGCUUCUCAAAGCAAGGUGGGUUCAAGAUGGGAUUGGAUGGAUCUUGAAAAUGUAGAUUAUUUAUUUUAAUCCUUAAAUCAGAUUUCAGACUGAUGGCUUCAAUUGACUGAUUAUUAGCUUAGUUUAAAAACAAUUAAAAAAAAGAAGUUUCCAUCUCAGUUACAAUGGUCACUAGGUGGCGCUGUGUGCUAUGCAAAAAUCCCAGUCGACUAACAGCAGUUACAACAUUUAGCCAUCAGUGGCACUAUGCUCUAUGCAAAGAACUGAAUGUUAUGUCAAAGGGUAAUAGAUUUAUGCUGAGCUACCCUUUGCAGAUCUUCAAUGUUACGCUAUAGAAAUAGUUAACUGGUUUAAAGAGUUGCCUUAAAAAUUAUACAUUUCUUUUCUCAAUAUCUGAAUUAAAUGUUAUUGAUUUUGUAGCUAGAGAUCGUUGAUCAAUUCAAACACUUCCUAACACUUUUUUCCCCAGCAUACAGCUAUGGCUAAAAGUUUUGCAUCAUCUAGAAUUUUAGGAUUGAGACAAAUAAAAG
Messenger RNA from Polyodon spathula (Mississippi paddlefish), 2384 nucleotides. Its product is annotated as growth arrest-specific protein 2-like. Gene Ontology annotation, biological process: actin crosslink formation. Gene Ontology annotation, molecular function: microtubule binding; cytoskeletal adaptor activity; actin filament binding. Bases 369 to 1310 code for a protein of 313 amino acids. NCBI's taxonomy places the organism in Eukaryota, Metazoa, Chordata, Actinopteri, Acipenseriformes, Polyodontidae. The transcript is spliced from 9 exons. Gene Ontology annotation, cellular component: actin filament. The record is from RefSeq and is a predicted model, not a curated record.